AUUUCAAAUGGAGGUCAAAAAAAAGAAAACUGUGGCCUUUGCCCCUAUUCUUGAGGAGACUCAGAAGGUGGUCCCAGUAGAAAAGUUCAAUAGAAUUGAAGAUGUGAUCUUUCUGAUGAAUCCUCUUUAUGAUGAUAUUUAUAACACUCUACCUGAAUACUUUGAGUCUCUUGGUUUCAAGAUUAUCUCGAAAAAUCAUAUUCAUCUAUCAGAAGCCCAAAUAAAGACAUUGAUCAGCCGACGGUAUAAGCAUUCUAAAUAUAAAUAAAGAUAUCAUUGAGCAUUUUGCGAAUAAAAAGUGUGCAUACUUUCACGUGGCUGCUCUUAAUGGAGAGAAAGUGGCUGAUGACCUUAUGAGAAAGUACUUCUCUACUUGGCCAGAUGUUUUCGAAUAUAAAUUACUUGAGAAACCCCUAAAAGCUGAAUCCUUCCCGUUCUUAUUUGUACCAAUGGAUAGUACACAGAUGUACGAAGAUGCACUGGAGAUUGUCUCACCUGAUUUAGUUGAGUACUGGGGCCAAGAUGUGUACAAAUUUCCUCGAAUUAAGUUGGUUAGACUCCUUAACACCAUUUUGAUAAGCACAGUAUGUGAUGAGAUUAGACUAGAUAAUGCAGUCAAGAGUACUCACCAAUGCAAACAGCUAUUCUUUCAGCCAAGAGAAAGUAAAAGCAUUCACUUUAUGGCUCAUACUAAGAACCAAGGCAGAUUUGAGAUCAGAAUUCAGAACAGAAUUGGUGGCAUGAACCAAAGAAAAGCUGCUGAGAAGAGAGAUAGGUAUCUUAACAAAUUCCAUACUCUGUCAAAGUAUUACAAAAAGUUAAAAGAAGUAACUGAUGACUGUUGCCCAAGCUAUUACCGAUUCAGAGUUUGCCCAGAUGUCGAUACAAGGCUAACUAGAGUGUAUGAGGUUGAAGAGUUCCCUGGUGACUUAUUUAUCAAGGAAGUAUUCAAAGAUGCCCAAAAUCAUAGGCAGUAUGAAGUUCCCUCGGAUAGCGAAGCUAGCACGAGGUUCAGCUCUAAGCAAGGCUCUCUCCCCUCAUAUGCUUAUGGGUUCAAACUUGCAAAGAUGGCUGAAACUCUUCAAAAUGUCAGAUUUGAUGAAAUAGAAGAAGUCGGAAAGAUCAAAUACAGCGAUGGCCAUUUUAAUGGAACGACACUGAUGGAAGACUUCUUCGAAUCUGAGAGUGAAUAUUUUGGUCAACUUGUAGAUGAAGUUUUACCAGUAAUCAGGUCUAAUAUCAGUGAAUUCGAAAAGGACAAAGUUGAGCAUUUUGAAGAUAUAUGAGACCAGAUACUCAAAUCGCAUACUUUCAAAGAGAGUAGAAGAGCUCAUCGAAUUAGGUUCGUUCCCGAUAAAAUAAAUUCCAUUAACUUGCGAGUGUAUUACAAAUCAGAAUUUGUCACAGAUAAAUUUCUCAGAGAAUUAGAAAAGAAGCUUGAUAUAAAGAUAGAAGAAGUAGUCCGUGAGAAGUACUUCCAAGGGAUAGGCAAAGGUCUCGAUUCCACUCUUCUCGAUACAUUCGAGCGUCUUAAGAGAGAUAAAGAAGAUGAGUAUAAAAAUGCUGAUGAGCAGCUAGAAGAAGCCACUCUUACAUAUCGUUCUAAUAAGGAAGAAACUCCUAGCAAGUUAGGUAACUCUUUCAAAAGGGAUCAGGAUAAAGAAAAGUUUCGAUCUCGUCACAAAAAUGAGCGAACUAGUUAUAUAAAAAAUAUCACAAAGAACUGGGGAAGACCGACUAGGAGUAAAAGAUCAUCCAGCCCUGAAAAGACCUGGGACUCUAAGAAGACCAUCGACAGUUACAAAAGUUAUGAUACUAUGAAAAGUUGGGAUAGCAAGAAAAGCAUGGACUCUGAAAGAAGCAUUGAGUCAAGACUCAAGUACGAUGUCAGGGAGGAUUUCAGCAGCACCACUGAAGAGUCUAUCAUAGAUGAGAACAAACAAGAGAUCGUGGAUAAGAAAGGAAUCUCCUUGACUGGAAUCAUGCCUGCAAAGUAUACCAAAGAGCAUGUAGCAGCUUCUAUUUUCUACUUCAUCAACUUCUACCUUCCAUUUGUGAAGAGAGACGAAGUCUUAGAGUCAAGAAUUCUAAAGAAUCCUGAAGAUUUCGAUGAGGUCGUUAAGGGCUUAACUAAAGCUUUUGAGAAAAACUACGAAAAUUUUGAAGUUGGCCACAAAUAAACCAAAUUUCCUUGAACCAGAGACUGACCUCGAGCAUAUUUACAAAAAGCAGAAGAAGAAAAAGCAAAGAGAGAUUGAAAAGUUGCAGAAGGAACAGGAAGAAAAGAGGCACCAGAGAGCAGCCUGAACUCCUGAGGAAGCUCUCGAGUUAGUAGCAAGAGAUAUGCGCCAAAUUCAAGAGGAGCGUAGAGAUAUCAUCCGAAAAGGAUUUGUAGUCAGAGAUGAUGCAAUGGAUAUUGAAAGCUUCUACAAGCAUGAUUAUGAGAAUAAAUACCUCAACAUCGCACAGCAUGGAUUGAAGGAGAAGACCAAUCUCGGUCCGAUGCUACAGCCAGAGGUCGAAGAAGUCAUGGUGAAGUACCAAGACCAGGUCGUCUUCGACGACAAGAUCUCUUUCUUCAGAAUGGAAUACUUCCUUUACUGUCUACGUGAACUUUCCGACUUCAAUAGAGAAAAAUAACGAGCUUAAAGAAGACUUAAAAUAUUACGAACAGAAAAUGAGCGAUUAUGAUGCUAAAAUCCAGAAACUAAAGAUGCGAAAUAGAGGGUCUCCACACAGAACUCCUAAGGAUGAGAAAAUAGAGAAGCUUCAAACCGCUUAUGAUAAGUGCUUCAAGAAUAUCCAAGAAUUUGAUGAAAAGUUGGCUAAUAAGAAGCGGAUCAUCACUGCACUGAUAGACCAUAUAUUGUCUUGGAGAAUAAAGAGGAAGAAAAUCUACCAGAAAGACCAUUAUGGAGUCCCUCUUAGUACCUACUGGAGACCUCUCAAGUUUAAUGAUCGCAUUGAAACUGAAUAUGACAAAGAGGCUUACCGGAUGAAUCUUGUGGAGAAGGCCAAGAAAACCAUUGCUCAGGAAAGCAUGAAAUACUCCAAACCUGAAAACAGAAAGAUGGCAGCAGAAGAUGAAACAGAGAAUGCCAAGCAUGCUCGAACAAUGCUGGGGUAUAAUGAGGUUCCUGAGGAACAAGAAGAGCUUGUCUUUAGAAAUCUAGUCCCAAUGACUGAGAAAAUCUGUGAUGAGAUCCUGAAUGUUGCCCCAGGAAUCAGAAGAUCUACUUUAAAGAAUAUUUAAUAUUUCAAUUAGUGAUAA
Molecule: messenger RNA, 3271 nt
Organism: Moneuplotes crassus
Lineage: Eukaryota; Ciliophora; Spirotrichea; Euplotida; Euplotidae
Source: the annotation of a GenBank genome assembly